AUGUCGGGCUUCAUCGCAUUUGUGCUGAUGGUGAGCGGCAUGGGCGUCGGCACGCUCGUUUGCGGCCUCGCACCCCUUUCGCUGCCCUUAUCGCACCGAAUGAUGCGCGUUCUCGAGGUCUUUGGAGCCGGUCUCCUCGUCGGCGCUGCGGUCACUGUCGUUAUCCCGGAAGGUGCGAGCUCUCUAUUCUCGAACAUAGCACCGGAAUCGCACGCAAGCGUCAACGCGUACGCAAACAUGUUGCAUCCUGCCGGUGCCGUCAAGCCAUUCGCUCCACUCCAAGUUCAGACAAUACCAACGCAGUCAGCACAAGAGCCAUGGGCCUGGUCGUUCGUCACGAAGCGAUCAGAAGAGCCUGCACAUGAUGGCGAACACGAACACCAGCACGAGCACGAGCACGAUCAUGCCAACGAUGACCACGACCACAAGGGAUUCUCCCAGUCAGACGCCGAGCAUCGUCUCGGAAGCAGCAUCCUCUUCGGCAUCGUACUCAUGUACAUCAUCGAUCAGCUCACCUCAUCAUCGGGGAGCUCGUUGCCAGCACACAACGACAAGACUCAGCAAAACGGGUCUUCAAGUCACAAUCACGACUAUCCAACACGGCCGCGGCUGGAAACACAUCGACUCUCCAAGUCAUUCCACCACAAGAACGACCCAACAGCAACGCCCACGGGGAUCCACAAGACAAGCAGCAGAGCCUCGUUCACCAUCUUUGAUCGAUCACAGCACGGCAUCGCCGACAUCGACGAAGAGGCACAGCUCAGUUCAGCCAGCGCGCAGAAUGCGUCCAGCCGCAACGAGCCACAUAGGCGCAUCGAGAGCGCAGCAACGGCUUCCAGCAGCAACAGCGAUCAGGAUCUGCCAGACGAUUACGACACUCACGAUCCAGAGCACUAUCACCACGCCGACCUCAAACGCGUCUCGUCCGCGCAUGGUGGCAACAACGAGUGGACCAGCUCGCCGCGCAGCAGCACCACGCUCAACCGCGAAACGCCCGGUCACGAGUCGUCCUCCCCUGGCGCACCCCUGCUGCACCGUCGCGACUCGACGAACAGCACCGGCAAUGGUCGACCUGGUUCGAAGCGUAGCAGAUCCAUGUCGUCAUCACAAUCAGGACCGUCCAGUUUCGGGCAGGCCAUGACGACGAUCCUUGGUCUGCUGAUCCACGCUGCCGCCGAUGGAAUCGCCAUGGGUGCCUCCGCGCAAUCAGGUGAUCAGACCCUCACCAUGGUCGUCUUUGUCGCCAUCAUGGUGCACAAAGCUCCCGCCGCCUUUGGGCUGUGUGCCAUGCUCAUGUCGCAGCGUCUCUCGCGCACCUCGAUCCGCAAAGCCGUCGGCGUCUUUGCGCUCGCUUCGCCCCUCGGUGCUGUUCUCACAUACUUGCUGCUCGCGCUGUUCUUUGACGCGGACGUCGCAUCAGUUGGACCGGCCGCAGCGGAACCAGCGGGAAUUGAUGGGAAGAGCAUCGGCACCGCCCUCGCCUUUUCGGGUGGGACUUUCUUGUUUGUUGCGUUCCACGCGGUGCUCGAGCUGGCGGGCGCCGAGGCGGAUACCGUACCGCGGAUGGGCGGCGACGAGGCGGGAGAGGUGCAGAUUUUGGGUAAGUGGUUGAGGAUCGUCUUGUUGAUCGCUGGGUCGUGCACGCCGAGGUUGUUGCAGAGCUUGUUGGCCGCGUUGGGGGCUGGUGAGGGGCAUCAUCAUUGA
Molecule: messenger RNA, 1704 nt
Organism: Kalmanozyma brasiliensis GHG001
Lineage: Eukaryota; Fungi; Basidiomycota; Ustilaginomycetes; Ustilaginales
Product: Zinc/iron permease
Exons: 1
Coding region: 1-1704 (567 amino acids)
Biological process (GO): transmembrane transport; zinc ion transport
Cellular component (GO): membrane
Molecular function (GO): metal ion transmembrane transporter activity
Source: RefSeq, a predicted model, not a curated record